This is a messenger RNA of Eriocheir sinensis (Chinese mitten crab), 1278 nucleotides long. Its product is annotated as E3 SUMO-protein ligase ZBED1-like. The record is from RefSeq and is a predicted model, not a curated record. The transcript has a single exon. Bases 413 to 1252 code for a protein of 279 amino acids. Gene Ontology annotation, molecular function: protein dimerization activity. Lineage: Eukaryota; Metazoa; Arthropoda; Malacostraca; Decapoda; Varunidae.
AUCACCGGAGUGGGUUCUGAAAUCUGCUGUGCUUGAAACUAUUUGCAUUGUAGGAUCUCACACAGCAGAAAACAUUGCACAGCAUCUAAGAGAAAUAUGUGACAAGUGGAAUAUAUUUGAUAAAGUACGUACCAUCGUGACUGACAAUGCUGCAAACAUCACCGCAGCUAUAGUGCUAUUGAAAAAGCGUCAAAUUCCUUGCUUUGCACACACAUUGAAUCUUGUAGUGCAAGAAGCUAUUAAGAAUACUCCUGAUGUCCUUGAGGUUAGAGACAAAAUAAAGCAGAUUGUAACCUUUUUCCAUCACAGUGUAAAGGCUACAGAUAAACUCACUCAGUUGCAAGAGCAACACAAUGAACCUGCCAAGAAACUAGUACAAGAUGUGGAGACAAGAUGGAACUCUACAUUCUACAUGAUAGAAAGAUACUUAGACCAAAAUGAACUUGUCACUACAACUUUGUGCCUACUGGGCAAAAAUAAUUUGUGCCUCAAUGACAACGAGCUUGCACUUCUCCAAAGAUCCAUCAAUGUUUUGGAGAUUUUCGAAGAAGCGACAAGAGAAAUGUCUUCUGAAAAGGUAACUUCACUUUCAAAAGUAUUACCGAUGAUCAGGGGCAUCCAAAAUUGCCUGAACUCAAUCACUACGAGUGAUGAUAUGUGCGAGCUUGGCAAACAACUGCAGGACCAAAUGAAGAAAAGGUUCUCAGUUAAUGAACAAUCAUUCAGUCUCGCAGCAGCAACGCUGCUAGAUCCUAGAUUCAAAAAAGUACCAUUCUCAGACAGCUCAAACCUCAAAACAACGGAAGAGAGACUGGUGCGUCAGAUGCACUCUUAUGACACUCCAAAACCUGCAAGCCAACCAAGUACAUCCACCGUAGCUGCCAGGACUUUUGAUAAUAGAACUUCACUUGUCAAGAAAAACUCGCUGUGGAGCACACUUGACAAAGAUAUUGAGAAAAUUAAUGAAAAGACAUCAUCACAGUCAUUGACAGGUCCUCUCAUUGAGCUCAGGAGGUAUUUCACAGAGGAAGCUCAUGCCUCAAGAGAGGAAGAUCCACUUACGUGGUGGAAGGAACACGCCGCUCAGUAUCCCAGAAUGAAAGAGCUGGCUAAAAAAUACCUGUGUUCACCCGCAUCAUCUGUCCCGUCAGAAAGAUUAUUCAGCAAAGCAGGUGAACUCAUAUCACUUAGGAGGAGCAAUCUAUCAGAAAACAAAGUAAACAUGAUCCUCUUCCUAAACAAGAACUUGUAGAUAGAUUUCUACAUGGAUAACUUUCA